This is a messenger RNA of Cotesia glomerata, 1161 nucleotides long. RefSeq lists its product as uncharacterized. The coding region runs from base 1 to 1161 and encodes 386 amino acids. The record is from RefSeq and is a predicted model, not a curated record. Lineage: Eukaryota; Metazoa; Arthropoda; Insecta; Hymenoptera; Braconidae. The transcript has 7 exons.
AUGCACAACAAUUGUGUAAAACAUAGCCGGUGCGGGGAACGAAAGGGAUUAUUAUUACGAUUAGAAUUAUUACAUCAUGAUGAUUGUUUACUGAAAUUUACAAGAAUUUACUGGUGUGAAGGACAUGACAAAAUUUACGAAGUCUCGAGCGUCUUUGUUAAUGAAAUCCGGCCGACCUGUGCAGUUACGGCAGCGGAGCAGUCGAUUGUUGAGCUUGUGCAAGCCUCGAUAGAGGGCCACGAAGAGAAAACUUUACGUGUUGACCCGGGUUCGAAUGAUUGUAAGGUUCCGCCAGAAAAUGUCGUUAUUCAAUUGGGAAGCUGGUCGGAUAGUAAUGAAGAUAUCGACUUAGGCGUAUUUGAAAAUACAGAUGUUAUUUCAACGAGAACCCCUGAAAUCGAUCCCACCAGCGAUUUUUCUAUCUAUGAUCUUUCUAUCGGCUGUGAAAUAGAAAUAGAAACAGAGGCAAUGAGUGCAUCUGAUCAUUUAUCUUACGUCUGUGAGAAGCCUCCACACUUUAUCAAUUUGAUAUACGAAGAGGAGUGCAAAGUCGUACAUCAAAUCAUGGAAAAUGCUAGAGCAGAAAAAGAGGCUUCUGGAAAAAACGCCAUGGUUAAUGAGACAGAAUCGGCUGUAAAAGAACUCCUGAAGCUUCAAUAUGAAACUGAUGGAUUCCUUUUCGAAGUCGAUUCAUCUCUUGCCGAGACUGCCUUGAUGACAGAAAAAUCUUCUGUCAUUAACUCUGAAGCUAAUAUUUCUUCCAUAAAGCCGUCUUCCCGAUCAACUCGAAAGAUACCGAACAACGGACCUGUACAGGAAGUGAAUCAUCAAAUGGAAUUACUCUUCAAAAUAUACGAGCCGAUCGUAGGAAAUGCCGAACAUAUUGAUGUGUCAACCGUCAAUUUCAAGGUUACAAAACAAAGUUUGACAGGAUUAUUUUCUCCAAAUUGUUUAAAGGACGAAAUCAUCAAUGUAUAUUUGAAGAUUUUAGAAAGAGACUCGAAUUUCACAGUCAGAGUUGUCGACACUUUCUGGUAUAAUACCAUCAAUAAGAAGGUGUCAGCUAAGCGCCUAAAAAAGGAUGUUAUUGAAAAGUACCUGCAAAGUUUGGGAGAGAAGCGAUGGAGUAAAAUUCAUGAGAAGGUAAACAAAAGUUAUUGA